This is a messenger RNA of Schistocerca cancellata (South American locust), 2058 nucleotides long. RefSeq lists its product as uncharacterized. Bases 58 to 1602 code for a protein of 514 amino acids. NCBI's taxonomy places the organism in Eukaryota, Metazoa, Arthropoda, Insecta, Orthoptera, Acrididae. The record is from RefSeq and is a predicted model, not a curated record. The transcript is spliced from 4 exons.
GCAGCUGCCGUGACUCCACAACACAGUUGAGGCAACAGUCGGCGGGAGCCGUUGCGCAUGCGCUUGCGGCGCUCUGUACGUGUCGACUCGGCCGCCAAGGUCGCGGUGGCACCUCCGGCUAGCAGCGACAGCCCCGGCUCGGGAGUGGCUUCCUCGCCGCCAGCAACACGCAGAAGGCUGUCGGUGCGACGUACCGCCCGCGGAGACUCUCCGGAGACGAUGGAGUGGGAGCACAACAACACGGUGCGGCUGAUCGAGCUGAUCCGCGCGCGGCCCUGCCUGUGGGACAAGACGUCGCGGCGCUACACGGAGCGCCACUGCCGCCGCGUCGCGCUCGCAGACAUGGCGCGCACGCUCGGCGUGUCGCUGCUGUGCGUCCAGAAGAAGUGGGCCAACCUGCGCACGCAGUACUUCCGCGAGCGCACCCGCCUGCAGACGGUCCCUGGCCACAGCCCCAGGUGGUUCGGCUUCAACAUGAUGCGUUUCCUCGAGGACGGCCCUAUCUGCCAACGCAAGCGCUCAUCUAGUGCCGGCAGUUCCGGCAUGGUCGUGGAGGUGGUAGACCAAGACUCGCGCGCCGACUCGUGCUGGGCGACCUCCUUGGCCGACUGCGGGAACUCUAGCAGGGACCCGGACGACGUGGAGAUCGUGAUCGAGCAGGCGCCGUGCGUCAAGCAGCAGGUGAAGGACCCGUUUGACGAGGACGAAAGCGAAUGCGAGGACGACGAAAGCUGCAGCAGCCAGCCGCAGACGCCAACCCCGACGCCGCAGGUAACGCUGACGAUGCCGCCGGCCACGCCGCCCCCUGCGCCCAGCCAGCCGACGCCGACGCCGCCCCCGCAGAAGAAGCCGCGCCACGCGCCCAAGCCGCCGCCGCAGCCGCUUCUGCAGGCGCCGUCGACGUCGGGCACCUGCCCCCGGCAGCCGCCAGCAGCGCAGCAGCCGCGGGUCAGCCAGAGCCAGCCGCAGCCGCCGACGCCCCCGCCGCCGCCGCCGCCGCCGAGGCACGCCGACCCGCCGCGGUCACUGCUGGGGAGAACUGUUCAGCCACCGAUGGCUGCUGAAGAUCCACAGAGAGACUACUCACCACCACCUGCAGCUGCAGUCCAUGGAACAAAGCGCAGGGUGGAAGUUGUGGACCCUGUGGCCAUCCCGUCAACAUCAGUGGCCACUCCAGGCUUCCCCAGAGUCGCUGAGCCACUAGAGGAGGUCCAUGCCAUACUUCACGACCGGCUUGACAUGUAUGCCCUGCAUGUGGCCAGCAGGAUACGCCAAAUACAGGAUCCCUACUUGCGCACAGUUGCCAUCAACCGUAUAGAUAAUGCACUCUUUGAUGCAGCCACUGCAGAACUGAUGGGCCAGCGGCCUCCAGCCAACACAGCCGCAGUGCACUCCACCGCGCCACCCACUGCAGCAGCAACAGCAGCCAACACUCAUUUCCCACCAGGCAAUCCACUGGCGGGAUGCCAUGGUGUCCAUAUGAUGGGGACGUGCCACCAGGUGCCUGCAAUGCAGCCUGAUCAUCAAGGUACUACUUGGCAGAAUGGGCCAGUUGUGGAGGACGUUGACUCCAAAGACAAUAUUUUUAAGAGGCUUUCCUGAGACUGGUAGUCGGGGAAGGUUACCCCACCAAUUUGCACUGUCAAGUGUAAAGCUUACGUAAUGCGUGAAGAAGACAAUGACACUGAUGGUGAGUAGUUAACUAGACAUGGAGAGUGUACCUUGACUCAUUGCUCUCUUCUUCACACUUCUUACUGGAAAACAGAUGAUCUCUAUAUUCAGUGUUUUAAAUUCAAUGUUUUAACAGUUGAGCACAUAAUUUCCUUUAUAUUUUCAUGUAUCUAUUUCUGUUAACAUCGUGAAUAUGGGAUGUGUUCUGAAGACAGAUGUUACUAAGAAAUAAAAAUUGUACUCAAAGGGGUAAUGAAUACAAAAUGUCUACCACUUAGUACCGUGUUAGUCUGAGCAAGUAUCAUAUUGAUUGACAUUCAUGUUUGUUUGGUGUGUGUGUGUGUGUGUGUGUGUGUGUGUGUGUGGGUGUGUGUGUGUGUGUGUGUG